AUGCAGGCGCCGUUGUACGUGAACGGCCGCGCCGGGCUGUUGUCCCCCGCCGGCAUCCGGACGUACCGAAAGAUGGGGGUGGUGGUGGCGCGGGGGCUACUCCCGGACAGCCUCGUCGCCACACUCGCACGUGCUUGUCGCGACGUUGCAGAGGCGCGUGGGGCCCGCGUGUUCCCCGGCAUCGACGAGGAACAUAACGGCCGCAUCGACUUUGACGCCCGGAUGGAGCCAAAACCGACGGCCAACUUGGGUGCCCAAACGCCUCCGCCGGAAAUACAAGAGCGGCUGCGGCAGCAUGAUGAGGCACGGGCGUUGGAGCGGCGAUACCGCAAAGUACUGCUGAAGUGCCGCAACACGCGCGAGGUGGAUCGCGUGUAUGCGAAGCUGGCGGCGGUGCGUGCGAAGUACAUGAGGUUCAAAUACGUGAAGAACUGCGUGCCCGAGGAGGAGGAGGAGCGUGGCGGGCGGAUGAGUGACAAACGCAUCCAGGAGCUGGGCAGCAAGCACACCUACGAGGACGUGAAGGAGAGUUUUGAGAGGUACCGGGGCAGCGGGAAGAUGGAGAUGGAGGUGCGGCGCGAGUAUCACCUCGACCGGGCGCUGGAGCACCUGCAGAAUUGGUCCAAGUGUUGGUGCCGCGUGUGGCCGGAUUCGCCAGAGCUUCAGCGGCUGCUGCUGCUGCCGGAGGGCGGGGCGUUGGGCACCGCCAUUGGCGAGGCCGCGGCGGCGUUGGCGGGGGAAAUUGUCAUUCGCCUCUUCGAUGACGCUGUGCACGACUACCACCCGUUUUUGAACAGCACGCCAUUUCACUUCGUCGGCAGCUCAACAAACUUCCGAAGCCUCAGCAGCAUGACAGUGUCUGUGGGGCUGGCCGCAGGGCGGGCGCCGGUGCUGGUCAUCCCCGGCUCUCACCACGUCAUGCAGGAGUUCACCGAUGACGGCCGUGACUUUAGUCGCUACCGCGCCGGCGGAGUGUUUGACAUGGGGCGAGCGAUACGCAACAUUGCGCCACUGCGGGAAUUACCGGUUGUGCAGCUGGAGCCACUUGAGCCCGGCAGCGUCAUCUUUACAAACCACUACACAGUAAGCGCGGUGCAGCCAACGUUGUGCGGCGGGGCGGCGAAUUACAUCCCGCCGUCAGCUCGCACCGUCAACUGCCCUUAUCAAUACUCCAUGACCCUCAUGCCGGACCGUUGCGUCUUUGAUGGUUUGCGGAACUCGUGGGCGUCGCGGGAUUCACACGGGCCAUUGCACAGCUAUAAGCCCGGGCAGCCACUUGUUGAUGAUGUUGUUUUUCCUGUCAUUCACAGGGCGCUUGACGUGGAGUAA
Trypanosoma rangeli is the source of this 1329-nucleotide messenger RNA. RefSeq names its product putative 40S ribosomal protein S8. The transcript has a single exon. The record is from RefSeq and is a predicted model, not a curated record. The coding region runs from base 1 to 1329 and encodes 442 amino acids. NCBI's taxonomy places the organism in Eukaryota, Euglenozoa, Kinetoplastea, Trypanosomatida, Trypanosomatidae.